Messenger RNA from Scylla paramamosain (green mud crab), 1865 nucleotides. Its product is annotated as coenzyme Q-binding protein COQ10 homolog B, mitochondrial-like. The transcript is spliced from 5 exons. NCBI's taxonomy places the organism in Eukaryota, Metazoa, Arthropoda, Malacostraca, Decapoda, Portunidae. Gene Ontology annotation, biological process: cellular respiration; ubiquinone biosynthetic process. The record is from RefSeq and is a predicted model, not a curated record. The coding region runs from base 100 to 789 and encodes 229 amino acids. Gene Ontology annotation, cellular component: mitochondrion. Gene Ontology annotation, molecular function: ubiquinone binding.
GUGGCAACCGGCGGCAGGCAGUCAGCUGAGCCAAAUCACUCGACCUUCAAACAGCAAUUUACAUAAAGCACAAAUCUCGCCGCAUCCCGCGCUACCGAGAUGCACGGGAUCCACAGAGGAGUGCUUAGGCGGGUUGGUGGAAGCUUAGCAGUACUCAGGAAAGAACCAGCAGGAACAUGGCAGCCACAAGACUCACGUGUGGAGGAAGGAAAGGGUGGUGGAUGCCUCCUCGUCCCACCCUGCUCCCUGCCGCUCACCCUACCUCACCGACCCUUCAUCUCAACUGUGCUCGGGGGAAAGAAGAAAGAGUAUUCAGAGAGGCGUGUUUUAGGCUACUCCAUGAACCAAAUGUUUGAUGUAGUAUCCCAGGUAGAGGAUUAUCACAAGUUUGUCCCCUACUGUAAAAAAUCACUAGUCACAGUCAGGCGGCCGGGUUUCCUUAAGGCUGACCUUGUAGUUGGGUUUCCUCCGGUGGUGGAGUCGUACACCUCCAGCGUGACCCUCGCCAAACCCCACCUGGUGCGAGCUGUCUGCACCGAGGGGAAGCUGUUCAACCACCUCCUCACCAUAUGGAAGUUCAGCCCUGGGAUCCGGGGGCAGCCCAACACCUGCACGCUGGACUUCUCUGUAUCAUUUGAGUUCCGUUCAGCCAUCCACUCUCAGUUGGCACACGUUUUCUUUGAUGAGAUGGUCAGGAAAAAUGUGAACUCCUUCCUGACAGAGGCAGAGAAGCGUUAUGGCAAGGCAUCCAUCGUUGCCCGGCCCCCACGCAUACUACACGCCUCUUGAGGAGAGCAACCAUAGUACUUUUAUUUUUUAACUUCUGAAACUAUUUGUAAUUUGUGUGUGUGUGUGUAAGGAUGUAUGUAUGUGUGUGUGUGUGUGAGACUGAGUAUUUAUUGUACAUAUGUGUUUAUAAUGUCUGUUAAGAAGACUUUUCUAUGCAAUACUGUGUUGUCACUGCUGAUCUGUCUCCUGUUUUCUGUUUCCACAUGAACAUAUCUCUCUUGUCUGUCUGUCUGUAUCUCCUUCCUCUGGUUCUGUAAUAUGAAUGAUGUCUGUCUGUCUGUAUCUCCUUCCUCUGGUUCUGUAAUAUGAAUGAAAUUUAUAGCAUUAUCAUGUGUCCUGUUUACUUUCAUCCAUGUCCGCCAGUCUUUUCUGCUCUCUCUCUCUCUCUCUCUCUCUCUCUCUCUCUCUCUCUCUCUCUCUCUCUCUCUCUCUCUCUCUCUCUCAUCUUUUUUCUCAUUUCCAAGUAAGUUAUCCGUUGAUCAGGAUACUUGCUCCUAGAUUAUUUUUCUCACCAAAUAAUAAUUGUAUCAUUGUCUGAUCUUCAUUUGCUGUCCUGAAAACUAUAUGAAUAUUGUUAUUAUUAUUAUUAUUUUUUUUUUUUAUCAUCUUUUCUUGUGUAUUGGUGUUGGUUGUGUUGAUCAAACCAUCAUUCUCAUUUUUGGUAAAUUAUGCAAAAGAAUGCCUUCUCUCAUUACUGCCAUCACAUCUGUUCCACGUUUUCUUAAUGCGGAUGAAUCUUGGACCAGUGCCAUGUCUCAUUUUUCCCUUCUGUCAUAAUUAUAUACUUUACAUCCUCAGGUGACCCUUAUGAGUAGAUCGCUUUUUUCUAUCUUCCCCUUCUAAACAUUUUAUGGAAGAAAGUAUUAAGAUUACCUCCAAAAAGGGAUAGUUGCAUCUAGAGUUUGUUUUUCUCAUGGAGAAACUGUAACGGAUGUUAUUUAAAUAUUUUACGUAUACAUGGAGCCUGUAGCAUGACUGUACAUAAACCAUAAUGCGAAACACGCAGUUAUAUUUAUGAAGUGCACUGAAGUUGGUACCAAUAUUUAAUGAGAUUAAAUAAAAAAUUACUAUAUGAC